Molecule: messenger RNA, 628 nt
Organism: Lolium rigidum
Lineage: Eukaryota; Viridiplantae; Streptophyta; Magnoliopsida; Poales; Poaceae
Exons: 2
Coding region: 104-412 (102 amino acids)
Source: RefSeq, a predicted model, not a curated record
CGGCACAUCACCUCGCCUCCUCCUGCCACCGCUCCGCCGGUUUCGCCUUCUUCAACCUCUCCCAGGCUCUAGAUCGACACAGGAAAGGGGGGCAGAACAGAACAUGGCGUCCAACUACGUGGACACCACCGGGGAGGAGGGAACCUUCCACGGCCCCGGCCACCACAGCAGCAGCACCACGCCCACCGGCUCCGCCGCCUCGCCCAGGACCACGCGGAGGAGGUGGCCCGGGUCGGCGUCCGCCCCCUCCGGCGCCACCCACGGGCCAGCCUACAAGUGCGUCUGCGCUCCGGCCACCCACCCGGGGUCGUUCAAGUGCCGCCUCCACCGCACCAGCCCUCAGGGUCCCUCUUCCCCGACCGCCGCCAACGCGGCGCCCUCCUCGUCCUCCCGCACCGUCGCGGCGCAGUGACGUCGCAACCCAGCCAGAGAUCAGAGGAAUCGACAGCAUAUACAUGUCACCGUAAUUAAGAAAGGGAGCUUAUUUGUUCCUCCCUUGAUCGAUGUAGCGGCGCCAUUAAAAAUAAUUCUUGUUUCAUCUCUCUUUUUCCCCAUCUUCUGAUGGGAUGCUGUUCACUCGAAUGUUCUUUCCUCCAUGAAAAGAAAGAGAAAUCCCCUGUUUCGACUA